AUGCAUGCAAUGUUAGAUAUGAAGCAGGCUCACCAGAAGAAGAUUGUACAGACAUUAAAGGACCCAAAAAAGCCCAUCUACUUUCUUCAUUCCACUUCGCGGACUCACCUGAUCUUGGUGACGCCGGACCGAAAAGUGACAAAACAGGACCCGGGCCGAGCGUCUGCCGAGUCCACCCGGGAGCGUGGAUCAUCUAAUCCCGUCCAGACACGAUCCCAGCUCAGUGUCAUGAUGACACCUAGAGACAGCGACAGCAGCUACACUGCCACGGCAGCCUCCAAACUCUCACUCCCAGUUUAUAAUACAGACCCCGAAAAGCAACUUGAACUGGACUACGAAAAACCCAGGUCAAAAAGUGGCGCGCCCAUUACCCACAACCCCAACUCCUCCAGCGACACCACAUCUACCCCGCACAGCCAACUAGACACGGAUCGUGACUUCGAGACAACAUCCUUUCACCGCAACCACGAUGGCAAUGUCCCUCUUUCUAAUGAAAAAAGGGAAGGCGACCCCGGAGAUCCCCCCGGUCUUGGGUCUAACCCCCUGACCCUUCACCCCUCCACUGCGCCAACCACUGCCAGCACGAUUGACUUUCCCGAGGGCGGCGUGACAGGAUGGCUGGUGGUAUUUGGGUCGUUUUGUGCUAUGUUGUCGCUGUACGGGUUGAUCAAUUCCGCUGCGGUGUUUGAGUCGUGGUUCGAGACGCAUCAGCUGAAGGAGCACACGCCGAGUGAAAUUGGCUGGGUGUUUAGUCUUUAUUUGUUCAUUGUGUUCUUUGUAGGUAUCCAGAUCGGGCCAAUAUUUGAUCGGUUUGGGGCUAGGGUGUUGGUGGCGGGAGGGUGUUUGAUGAUUUUUGGGAGUCUGUUGCUGUUGAGCUGGUGUGAAGAAUACUAUCAAAUCAUCCUCACCUACGCUGUCAUGGGAGGCCUAGGCGGCGCACUUCUCAACUCACCCGCCUAUGGUUCCAUCGCGCAUUUCUUCAACCGCCGUCGAGGUCUUGCCACCGGUAUUGCCACCACAGCCGGCGGUGUCGGUGGUGUCAUCUUCCCGAUCCUCCUGCGCGAGCUGCUCCCUAGUGUUGGCUUCGCCUGGAGCUGCCGCAUCCUCGCCUUCAUCAUGCUUGGGCUUGCCGUCCCUUGCAAUCUCUUCAUCAAAACGCGACUGACACCUUCCAAGGGCCAUGUCCAGUCCGUCUGGCCCGACCUUACCGUUUUUAAAGACGCCCGCUUUGCCUUUGCUUCGCUGGGUAUCUUCUUCAUGGAGUGGGGAUUAUUCGUCCCGCUUACGUUCAUCGUGUCCUAUGCUGCCGCCCAUGGCCGGGACGAGACCGAGAGUUACCUGCUCCUCUCGUACCUGAACGCCGGCUCUGUUCUGGGUCGGGUGCUUCCCGGAUUUGUUUCGGACCACUUUGGCCGGUUCAAUAUCAUUAUCUUGACGAUCGCGUUGUGCGUUAUCACAGUCCUCGCUCUCUGGUUGCCUGCGCAUGGUUCCCAGCCCAUGCUCAUUGCCUAUUCCGUUCUGUUUGGGUUCGCCAGUGGUAGCAAUCUGGGUCUGGUGCCCGUGUGUCUUGGACAGCUCUGCGAUCAUCGCAAGUUUGGCCGGAUGUACACCACUGCCAUGAUGGUGGCCAGCUUCGGCACUCUCACAAGUCUACCCAUUGCUGGUGCGAUUGUAGACACCAAAGAUGGAUGGGACUAUUUGAUCAUUUUUGCAGGCAUUUCGUAUGUCGUCGCGCUGAUUUGCUACGUGGCAGCCCGCGUUCUUGCAGUUGGAUGGAGUCCACGAACAAUCUUUUAA
Thermochaetoides thermophila DSM 1495 is the source of this 1797-nucleotide messenger RNA. RefSeq names its product monocarboxylate permease-like protein. Gene Ontology annotation, molecular function: 2-(3-amino-3-carboxypropyl)histidine synthase activity; transmembrane transporter activity. Gene Ontology annotation, cellular component: fungal-type vacuole membrane. The transcript has 3 exons. Bases 1 to 1797 code for a protein of 598 amino acids. The record is from RefSeq and is a predicted model, not a curated record. Gene Ontology annotation, biological process: transmembrane transport; protein histidyl modification to diphthamide. NCBI's taxonomy places the organism in Eukaryota, Fungi, Ascomycota, Sordariomycetes, Sordariales, Chaetomiaceae.